Molecule: messenger RNA, 4125 nt
Organism: Ectocarpus sp. CCAP 1310/34
Lineage: Eukaryota; Phaeophyceae; Ectocarpales; Ectocarpaceae
Source: the annotation of a GenBank genome assembly
UCCAUCAACGAUCAUCCCAACCAGCCGGGCACGUUGACGGGCGUGCGACGCUCUCAGAGGAAAAGUGACCGAUACAGUGUUUUUGUGUCGAUUGCUCGAGGGAAUUUGACCCAUAGACAUCCAGAGGGAGCCAACAAGCUACACAAACAGCAGCAGAAGGAGGAACAACAACAGCAGUACUUCCCGGAGAGGCAUUUCGCAACAUCAUGGCGCCUGGAGGCAGCAGCAAGAAGAGAGACAUCGGCCGCCAAGUGUCCAUGGCGGACGCGGCGCCCAUGCUGUCGGCCACACCUCGUAGCGGCCAGCUGGGCAGCGCCUCCCAGGACGGUGACGGCGGCCUCGACACGGCGGGGGCAGGGGCUAGAGCAGCAGGAAGAAGUGGUUCUUCCAGCUCAAGAAAGCCGGGCAGCGGUCGCACCGGCCGGUCCAAGCCAAGGCCCGGGGGAGUGCACGCUCACGUCGCGGCGUACGAGGGCGAUCUGGGCAAGCUCCGGCGCUAUUCCGAGGCAGGGGGGGACCUCGAGAAGCGGGACAGCUACCGCGCGACGCCUCUGCUGCUGGCGGCGGAGAAGGGUCACGAGGCGUGCGUUGCGUACCUGCUCGAUGCCGGAGCCGACAUCACGGCGACGGACGAGCACGACUACACGGCGCUGCACCUCGCCGCGUACUACGGCCGGGUUGGAGUCGUGGCCCUCCUGCUCAGUCGCGGGGCGAACACGUCUGCGGUGGACGACAGGGGCCGCAUCCCGAAGCGGCUGGCCUCCCGCAAGGAGAUCAGCAAUCUCCUCGCUGCGAAGGAAACAGAGUCCAAGUUGGGGGUAGACGUGAUCGAGGCGGUGGAGCGCAACGAUGUGGCGGGGUUGAAGAGCUUCAUCUCGGGGAAAGGGGACUUGAACCAGAAGGGAAAGAACGACAUGACGCCGCUCCACGUGGCUUCCUUCAACGGCCGCACCGACAUCGUUAGGAUGCUGCUCGAUGCCGGCGCCGACCCCAACUCGGUCGACGAGGACCGGGACACCCCCCUCCACUACGCCUGCAGCAGCGGCAACGUGGACAUCAUCACGAUGCUUCUGGCCAAGGGCGCCGACCCCACGGCGGCGGACGGUCUGGGCAGGACCCCCGCGGAGAGGAGCACGGGGACGAGCGUGCAGCAGCUGCUCGAGGCGGAAUCGUACAAGUCUAUCCCCAAGAACAUCGCCCAGAUCCGCAAGCAGACGGAGGCGCUGCAGCUGCGCGUGGACACGAACGAGUCGAUCUUCGUGCAGAAGGCCAUCGCCAUCAAGGGCCUGCGCAUCGCCAUCGAGGACAAGGACUCCGAGAUCCGCGCCCUCAAGAGGAAGGUCCUGCAGCAAGACGCGGAGCUGAAAGCGUUGAAGACUAAGAUGACGGCGAUCGAAGAGAUAAUGAACCAGGCUGCUGAGGCCAGCCAGGGCGGAAAGAGAGCCGUUGAGCAGGUUCUCAAGGGUCUCAUCGACAAGAACACUUCGCGCGACGGCACCUGCAAGGUUUCCUAGAGAUGCCGAAAGCGACGGACGGAGCGAGGGGGGGGGGGUCCAAGGGGACGGUCAAGAGGGCAGCAAGCAGGACUAGUAGUGCCGUACAGAGAGGCAUUAUGUACAGGGGCACAGCAGCGGGGUGACCAGGUUCCACGGGGGGUGCCGUACAUCCGCGCGGUCCGCGGGGACCCCGCUGCUGUGAUGUCCCAUCGGCAAGCGGCUUCAGCUCACCCAGCAGACACCGGGUGCGCCAAGCAGCGGCGGCAUGGCCCCUUUGUCCCCUCCCAACAAGGGUCGCUCUAUCCUCUAGAAGCUGUGUGGUGAUGAUGAUGAUUUGAUGUCGCGCAGCGAAGCAACAUGAGGUGUGUGGCAUGCAGUUUCGUGGAUGUAUGUGCGUAUGGAUACAUGUGUGUUUGCUUUGCUUGCAUCACACAUGCCGAAUGCCUGAGCAGGGACAACACUUGGUCGGGUGUACAGUGGUCAGGCCCUCCCUUGAAGGAGUCGGUGAUUCGAGGUGUCUCAAUCGUGGUGGAAGCGUGGUGUAUGUACUCUAUGGUUUUGCUUCGGCGUACGGUCUUCGCUUCUUCUCUUGCGUUGGUGUCGCUGGAGAGGAGCGGUCGGAUGAUCCCCCUCGUCACUGCGGUGGUAGGUGGGGACAAUGACGCGGCUACCCUUGUGUAAUGUUCCUGCUGUCUGCAACUGGCGUGAGCAGUCGGAACGGUAACUGCUGUUUUUUGGGGGGCUCAGGGCGCCGCCCACAAUGCUCGCGUCUUCGGCGUUGGCGUAGAGGGCAUGUGAGGGUGAGUAUACGUUCGUUCGGCUGUGUUGUUUCAUUGGAAUGGCAUGGCGUAGAAGCACGCAUACUAAUUUCGGAAACUUUUGAUUUUUUUCGCGAGUGUCGGAAGAUAUCUAUUUUUUUUCUCCGGGGGUCUGUUGUCUAAAUGCGACUUUUAGCUGGUGACGACGAGAACGUGUUUCUUGGCCUUGAAGAAAAAGGCACGAAAAAGGCGGAACUGGAUACAUAUGUACAUGCUCGAACUGUUUGUUGAACAUUGCGUUAGUAGAGACACGAAGCCAAUGCUCCUGUCUCUUGACCAUGUUGUACGAAGAUAAACUCACUUGUUUGUCCACCACCACUUUUAAGAAACUUGUACUUUGACGCAACGCCCACGCUCCUUCUGUUGUAGAGAGCGAGGGGACGAUCCAGCAGAGAAUGUGAAGGCUCAAGGUGUGAGUAAAGCUCAAUUCAAGUUCUAGUGUUUCGUGAAGCUCGAACCCUCCACGUCGUAGCUACCAAGUCUGAGCGGUGUGCCCACACUCUGAGUUUGGUUGCACGUCGAGGUAGUUGUUUGGAUGUGUUUCAUUUGCUUUUCUUUUUUUGCCUGUAUGUCGACUUUUUUGUGAUUCGUCCAUGCGUCGUGCUUGUUUCUUGGCUUCUCAUUGUCUCCGUACCGUAGUCAAGUGUUCGUUGUAUGCUACUUUGCGGCCUUUCUGUCGUUUUCGUUUCGUGCUUUUGCUCUGCAAGCACUUCACUUCUUGCGAAUGGUCGACUUGCAACAUAUUUAUACUUUCAGUCGUUGUCUCUAUAGGACAUUUUAAUUCUUCUUCCUCUUGACUUGCAGCCGUCCGUCGAGCUCUGUUGUCACUCUUAAGAUUUUUCGUCUCGUACCGUUUUCAUGAGUGACACGGGAAUGUCGAAGCUGCGGGUCAGGGUCCCAUCGGUGGUUACAUGAGAGGUCUUGCCGUGACGGCACGCUUCGUCGAAAACGACACAGCAGCGGCGGUCACCCGUCCUAAGUUGCUGUUACGCCCACGAGGGCGUUGUGAAAACACCACGUAACGGAAAUAUUGGAACCAUUUGUUAUCCGCGCUUGUGUUCGAAUGGCUCUUAUAUCGAACAGGGUGGUACCUCCGUGUGCACUCCGCGAAGUCCACGAGGAGGAUCUUGUGUCAAGCCCGAUUAAUUCCGUUCCAAUUCUUGUUAUAGUCGUACGUAGUCCUCAGGCGCACGUGACAUUGUUUUGCUCAGCUUCCGAGUUUCAGCGAUGGCUCCGCCCCUCGUUUCUUCCCGACGUUUUUCCAACCCUCUGCUGCUGCUGCUGUAGCCACCCUUCUUUCGCUCUGGUUUAGAGCUUAGGUUGAGCUCUUGGGUCAGGGAUAUGGGUUGAGCAUGUGUUUUUCGGAAUUGGUGAUGUGAUCCGGUUUUGGCGGGAUGAUUUCUUGUUUUAUUCGCCAAAUAAUUAUGACGGAACCUUACAUUUAUGGUGGGCUAGCUGCUUCAAGGUGGUAGCAGAGGAAAGAGCGUUAGAUGGGGGACUAAAAUUGUAUUUUUCAUGUCGAGACAAUGACAGACAAAUGAGCGUGGCUAGUGGGCAAGGAUGUUGAAUAGCUCGGAUUUGUGCGUUGCCCAUUGUUCGUGUACCAUAGCAAGCUCAAAGAGGCAUGGACACGUUAUACUUACGGUUCAGGAAAACGACAUGACCCACCACGUACGACUUCUGGUGUCGCCCACAGGGAGGGCCUAUGUUGCAUGCAGCCAACCCUCCCAUUCGGGGGUACAUAUGAACCGGUCGCCCCGGUGGUCUAGUGGGUAACCUCGCAGCCUGCUAAGGCCCAGGUCAUGGGUUCG